This is a messenger RNA of Acanthocheilonema viteae, 1125 nucleotides long. The record is from the annotation of a GenBank genome assembly. Lineage: Eukaryota; Metazoa; Nematoda; Chromadorea; Rhabditida; Onchocercidae.
AUGGGUACAUCACAAAUAGGUGAUACCAAUAGAACUGCAACCGCUAUUCAAUCAACACAAAAAUCACUGUUAAAGUAUUCACGACAGCAAUCACAACAACAACAACAACAACAACAACAACAACAACAACAACAACAACAACAACAACGAAAUUUGUCAGCAAAUCAUUUAGCGCAAGAAGAUGGAAAAAAUGAGAAAGCUAUCAGUAUCACAGAGCUAAAAAAAAAUCAUCGGGUCAAUAAAUGGCUAAUUUUGGGGCUUAUUGGUAAAGGAGCAUUUGGAUGUGUUUACAAAGUUGGAUAUCACGGUGAAAGGUAUGCGCUUAAAUUCGAUCUCGGAUAUUGUAGUGAUAAACAGCUAUUAGUUGAAAAGCACGUACUGGAAUUAGCAAAACAAGCGGAAAGUAAGCAUAUUUGCCGACUUAUUGAUUAUGGGAAAUAUUUUGGCUCUGAAUACAUUGUAAUGACGCUUGUCGGCAAAUCAUUACGAGAUAUUCUGUUGGAGCGGAAAAGGAAAAAACUCUCUGCCGGAUGUGUUAUUUCAGUUGGCUUGCAAUGUGUUGAAGCAAUCGAAGAACUUCAUCGAGUUGGAUUCAUUCAUCGCGACAUAAAACCAUCAAAUUUUGCUACCGGACGAAAUGAUCUUUUAUAUGGCGCACGGAAAAUUUUUCUCAUCGAUUUUGGUUUGAGCUAUCAUUACGUCGAUUCCAAUGAUCGAUUAAAGCACGAGAAACGUGGUAUCACUUUCAAAGGAACAUUACGUUAUGCACCACUGGGAUGUCAUCAACGUCGUCCACCAGGUCGUCGUGAUGAUCUCGAAUCUUGGAUGUAUCAGCAGAUUGAAUUUACAAAAGGAUGUUUACCGUGGAAAAAUCUUGAUGAUGAGCAAGCUAUUAUGAGUAUUAAAGAAACAAUUCGAACAAAUGAUGGUAUGCAGAAGCUUCUAAAAUCUUGUCCAAAAAAAUAUAUGGAAAUUAUGAAAUAUAUAUUCAAAUUAAAAUAUUCAUCUAAGCCAGAUUAUGAUUUUAUCUACAAGUUACUUCGAAAAAUUUUAUUUGAAGCACAAUUAAAAGAAUAUCCGUACGAUUGGGAAUAUGAAUCGUUGAGAUGUCUUCGUAAAAAAUGA